GAGGAAAGUUCAGGAAAAUCUAAUAAAUUAAAAGCCGCAAACAGUGUGAAAGUAAUUAAAAUUAAAUUUACCACAGCAAGUUUAGCCAACUAUCAACCAUUUACUUAUCCUUAAAAUGGAAAAAUUGUUUUUUUCAUUGCAGGUUAGACAUAUAUUGUGUGAGAAACAUUCCAAAAUCAUGGAAGCUUUAGAUAAAUUAACGGUUGAAAACAUGCGAUUUGAUAAGGUUGCGGAAUUAUAUAGCGAAGAUAAAGCGAAACAAGGAGGUAGUUUAGGUUGGAUGAACCGCGGAUCGAUGGUAGGAGAUUUCCAAGAUGCCGCGUUCGCAUUACAACCAAGCACAUUAGACAAUCCAAUUUUUACAAAUCCACCGAUAAAAACAAAAUUUGGAUACCAUAUAAUAUUGGUUGAGGGUCGAAAAUAGUAAUUUAAUAUGUAUAAUAAUGUACAUCUUACCGCGAAAUAUAUUGUAUGUAAGGAAUUUUUGGUCUUCGAAGAUCUAUGAUAAUUCACGUGAGUUUUAUAUUCAAGCAUCAACAUGUGAAAGACUGUUAUUCUGAAACUGUGUUCCAAAUAAACCAGAAAAACGGUUAAUCACGUGAUAUAUAUUAGCAUUACAUAAUAUUUUAUUUUUCCGAAUUUAUAAGAAUUACAGUUACAUUAAAGGUUUUCGUGACAAAAUAAUUAUUUAAAUGGGGUGAUUUUUCUUUUCUUUUCGUUUGCUUAAAGCUUUUCGAAUUACUUAAUAAAUUGCUAAUAAAUUUCAUAAAUC
This is a messenger RNA of Rhizophagus irregularis DAOM 181602=DAOM 197198, 772 nucleotides long. Lineage: Eukaryota; Fungi; Glomeromycota; Glomeromycetes; Glomerales; Glomeraceae. The record is from RefSeq and is a predicted model, not a curated record.